UUACAGUUUAAUUAGGACGGAAAACUUUUAAUUUCCUCCGAGAUAAUUUUCUGCAUCUCAAUUAAAAGUUGACGAAACAGUGAAAAAAAUACGUAAAAAAAUUUGAGGGUGCUGUGCAAACAAAGAAGAAAGACAAAAAAAUUGUAAAAGAAUUAUCUACCAUGGCCACCGAUGAAGAACCUGUCGCAGUUGAGGAACAACAGCCAGAAGCGCCCGCUCCAGCAAAGGAAAAGAAGUCAAAAAAGGAGCCACGGAUGAAAUGGGUCGUGGAAAUGGAUGACAAUGUUUAUAAGCCGCCAGAGGAGGUCGAGCAAGGCGACGAAAGUGCUCUCGGUUACUUGGAAAUGGAAAAAUUGCUUGAAUUGAGAGAAGCGUUUAACGUCAUUGACUUGAAUCAUGAUGGCUUGAUCGAUUUUGAAGAUUUGAAGGGAUUGUUCUUGAGCAUGGGAUCGAGUCAAGAUGACGAAACUAUCGCUGGAAUGAUUGAAGAGGGUAACGGUCCCCUUAACUUUGAACAAUUCGCGAAAAUGAUGUUGCUAAAAACCUGCGAUUUGGAUACCGAAGAAGACCUACGAUCAACUUUCCAAUUGUGGGACAAGAAAAUCGACAGUGGCCUCAUUAACGAAGACGUCUUGCUCACGGAUCUCAUUUCCAAAGGCGAACGCAUGACGGAAAAGGAAGCUUUUAAGGCACUCGAAGAAGUUGUUUACCAAAAAGGCACGGAAUGCAACUUUGGCAGCAUGGGCUCUCCCAUGGUCGACUAUCCAGCAUGGUGCAAAAAGAUUUCCGCCUUCCGAAGAAACCCCAAGGACCCGAGUGAGCCCCCAACUCCACUGCCCGUGACACUGAAACAAGUCGAAAUCGAGCACGAGGCAUCUCUGGCACCGCCAGAGCAUAAAAAGUAAAUUCGUCAAAAGUCCCCUGAGCAACUCACAAAAUUAUUUAAGCAUUGACCUAUUUUUUUUUCUUUUGCCAUCAGCUUGCAACGACAUGUAGAAUAGAACAAAUUGUGCUUUACGAAUAGUUUACUUAACAAAAAAAAAAAUAAAAAUUUUCUUUUAACGAAAAAAAAACGUUAAUCCAUCAUCAUUUGUCACCCGAACACCAUCAAUUUCCCGAUCGUCACCUAAAAUCGGGAGAAUUU
Culicoides brevitarsis is the source of this 1144-nucleotide messenger RNA. RefSeq names its product myosin regulatory light chain B, smooth adductor muscle-like. Gene Ontology annotation, biological process: post-embryonic development; locomotion. Gene Ontology annotation, molecular function: calcium ion binding; myosin heavy chain binding. NCBI's taxonomy places the organism in Eukaryota, Metazoa, Arthropoda, Insecta, Diptera, Ceratopogonidae. Gene Ontology annotation, cellular component: myosin II complex; cytoplasm. The transcript is spliced from 4 exons. The coding region runs from base 162 to 905 and encodes 247 amino acids. The record is from RefSeq and is a predicted model, not a curated record.